Molecule: messenger RNA, 3738 nt
Organism: Oryza sativa Japonica Group (Japanese rice)
Lineage: Eukaryota; Viridiplantae; Streptophyta; Magnoliopsida; Poales; Poaceae
Product: disease resistance protein Pikm1-TS-like
Biological process (GO): defense response to other organism
Molecular function (GO): ADP binding
Source: RefSeq, a predicted model, not a curated record
UUGUCGUUCUGCGUACACCACGAUCUGAACCGUCCGUUUUCCUAUGGACGGCUACGACGAAACGUCGAUUCCAACCUCCAAUACCACUCUCACCGGCGGUGGCCUUCCGGCCUCCCCGCCGCCGUGUCCGCGUCGGGCGUCGGCUACCUCACCGGCGACCGGUGACCGGCGGCCGUGUGCCCGGAGGAGGGGGAAUGUGGAGGCUAUCUUGCCUCUUCCAGGAGUAUCAUGUAUCUCCAGAUGCAUUCUGCAGAUCGAAGGUUGGGGCCUAGCUUGCAGUUGCAGAUGGUCUGAAGGCUACAAAUAUUUGUUGCCCACGAACUGUUUGAUAGAAUGCCGAGGAGGAAACCGACCCUUUGCUUCUGCCUUGGAUGCGUGCGGCCGGGGAUCAUGUCGGAGGGAGCGAUGGGAAGAACUUCCAUCAUGGAGAAGAAGGAGGCGGCGUUGAAGGAGUUGGAGCCCCUCCUUGAGAGUGUCUCUAAGCUGCUGAAGAGUGGACGCUUCACCGACGCCCACGAAAGGCACGGUUUGGCGUUCCUGGAGAUGGAACUGGGCGCCAUUGUCGCAUACCUGAGGAUGCCGAUGUCGCCUUCCAUUGGGGAUCAUGAUGAUGGUGCCCAUUAUGACCUGAUGACCUGGAUGAGUGUUCUGAUCGGAGUGCGGAAUACGGUCACGGCUAUCGUGAAAUUUCUAUCUAAUCAGCCUUGCGUGCCGCUGCGAAAAGCCACGCGGCGCUUCCGCCGCCGAAGGUCAUUCGGCUAUGACAUUCCGCGGAAGGUAUACCCUCUCUACCUUGUGUUCAAUGGUCUACGCUCUGAGCUCAUGCCAUCACCGCCUCAAGCAGCCCAAGUCGAGGCCUGUACCGUCCAUGAUCAUCUUGUUGCCAUCGACGGCACGGCAAACGAGCUGCUCGGAUGGCUCAUGGCCGCCGACGAGAGCCUCCGGGUCAUGGCCAUUGCUGGACCUGCCGGCAUUGGCAAGACCACUCUUGCCAUGGAGCUCCACCGUCGACUCCGGUGCCAAACUCAUUUCCAGUGCCACAUUGUGGCUAACUUCUCCCGGAGGCCUCACGGGAGCAAGCUUGUUCCUCAAACCAUCCUGAAGCAGAUCAUAGAGCAACUGGAGGCACCAUCAUCACCAAACAGCUCAGAAAUCACGAUGUUGGGGGACGACCUGGAGCUGUUGGCUCGCAACAUAUCAGAACGCCUCAAGGAUAAGAGAUACUUCGCUUUGAUCGAUAAUAUAUUCAACGAAUCAGAUUUGGAAUUGAUCAAGGGUGCAUUUCCUAAUAAUAACUGUGGUAGCAGAAUAUUGUUUACGGCUGGCGAUGAGCGGAUAGCAGGGUGGUGUUUGUCAAAUUAUAAUGGGAUUGUGCAUAAGAUGAAGCCUCUGAGUCACUCAGAUUCAGAGAAGCUGCUCCACAUAAAAGCUUUUGGUUCCAUGGACGAUUGCCCUCCAGAAAAUCUGAAGCUAUUAUGUGAUGAAAUAUUGAUGAAAUGUAGAGGAAUACCAUCGUUCAUAACUGGUAUGGCUGAUUGGUUGAAACAACAUCAACAGCAACACGGCAGCUCAGCAAUUCCUAGGGUGGAAGAAGUACGCCUGCUGCUGAAACAGUUUGAACACUGGCUAUCAUUUGAUUACAGUGAUGAGUUGAGACAAUCGUUACUCUACCUAAGCAUGUUGCCACAGGGAUAUGUGUUUGAGAAGGAUCGUCUUGUCAUGAAAUGGCUAGACGAAGGGCUGUUGUCUGAGUUGCAUUUCUCUGAGAUGGUUGACAGGAAUAUAAUCACCCCAGCAGCAAGGAACUGUGGACACAAUCUUGAUGAAGAUGACUUGUGCCUGUGGCAGGUCAAUCCUUUCAUACUGAGGUUUCUUGCUUACAGAGCAGCAGAGAAGGGUUAUGUCAUUACCAGCGCAACUCUCAACUCAGCACCAAGAGGUGGUGGCAAGAACACUCGGAUAGCACGUCGUCUAGCUCUCCACCAUCCCGAUCCACAGCUCCCAGAAAUGCUGCAAGAAAUGGAUUUGUCUCAUACUCGUUCACUACUCAUAUCUGGUGCAGUCAACAGAACAACAGUCCCUCUAGACAAGUUUGGAUAUCUGGUGUCGUUGGAUCUUCAAGGCUGGGAGAAUUUGAAGGAUGAGGACCUACUGCAGAUAUGCAAAAUGCUUGUGCUGAGUUAUCUGAGCGUCAGUAACACAAAGGUCAGCAAGCUCCCACCACAAAUCAAAGAGCUGCGCACCCUGAAUGCAUUGGACAUCAGCCACACCCACAUAAGUGAGAUCCCAUCAGAAGUGUGCGAGCCAGGAUCUUUGCGGAUGCUGGACCUAAGAGGCACACAAAUAAAGCACAUGCCAGAGCAAAUUGUGCGGCUAAAAAUGUUGAAACAUUUUCUCAUUGAUUUAAGUGAAUUCUCCGAAAGGUCAGUAAAGUAUCUCGGUGAUCUACACGACUUGAAGAUCCUCGCAAUAACAUGGGCCUUUCACCAGUGCAAUGACAAAGCCUACCAACAAGCCCUAUUGUCAUCCUUAGGAAAAUGGAGGCAACUUAAGUCCUUAACCAUUCAUUGUGGGCUCGGUUGUUCCAUGGAGUUCCUGCGUUCUCUAAGUGAUCCACCUAAAUUUCUUGAUGAAUUUAAAGUAACAGCCGGAAAAUUCGCCAAUGUUCCCCAAUGGAUUGAAGGGCUCGAGCAUCUUACUUUCUUGCAGAUCACGGUCUGUAAACAAGUGGCAGGUGAUGUGAAGAUCCUCGCGGGCUUGGUCAAAUUACAGCGCCUGAUACUAGGCUUGGAGUUCAUUCCUGAAGAAGCUAUAGUGAUUGAGAGCAAAGGGUUCAAAGAACUAGAGAAAUUCUCCCUUGAUUGCCCUGUCCCACGGCUGACCUUCGAAGAAGAGGCUAUGCCGAAGCUCACAUAUCUGCGACUGAAUUUGCACACAUCCCCUAUGAGCGAGAUGAGUGUUCCUUCAGGUAUCGGAAACCUUAAAAUGCUUUCAGAGGUAGCUCUUUGCUACAACGUACGGUACAUGAACAGCCCCAAUAUUAAGAGGAAAGUAGAGGCAGUGAGCAAGGAGGUCGCCAAGCAUCGCAACCCUAUUGACCUUUUCAUCAGAGGCAUGCAAAUAGAAGUUAAUCAAGCUGGUGAGGAGGAGGCAGAGGGUGCAACAAGAUUCAACCAAGUCAAUUCGCCGGAGGAUGUUGUUCAGGCAGCAGAUGAAGCGGCACCGAGGAGAGAAACAGAGUUUCAGAGCGAGAUAGAAGAUGAAGGUGAAACAGAGUGCCAUGCCUAGCUCCUAUUGAAAAGGGAAUGACGUCCUCCUCUCCUGACUCCUGAGGUGAGAGAGAUGUCAAAAGACAAUAGGACAGCCUGCGUUGCUUCAGCUCGUUCAGGAGCAGACAGCAGGAACAAGCUUCUGUACUGUUGUUGGCAAAUGGCAAUGCAUCUCACAGAGCGGUGAGAUAAUAACUCUUACAUCUCAUGGUCGCUUCUGUAUUGUUGUUGGUCGCUGUGUAUAUAUGUAAUUACAUAUGAUCAGGAGCAAACUGUGUAUAUGUAAUUUUUAUUUGUGUGUCGCUGUGUUCGUUCAAAGUUGAUUCUGCGAGUAAUACUAUUGUUUCGGAGCUGUAUGCUGCAGAUUGCGUGUGUAAUAAGUCAAUAAUCUGUAACAGAUUCCUGUGUUAUUGUGAUUUGCUAUACAUUGGACGUCCGGGACAAUAAUAGCAGCCUGCAGACAAGAACA